Molecule: messenger RNA, 1839 nt
Organism: Ahaetulla prasina
Lineage: Eukaryota; Metazoa; Chordata; Lepidosauria; Squamata; Colubridae
Product: fibulin-7-like
Exons: 2
Coding region: 840-1418 (192 amino acids)
Molecular function (GO): calcium ion binding
Source: RefSeq, a predicted model, not a curated record
ACAAGGUAUAGUUAAAAAUAAAACAAAUAUAUGCUAAAAAAAAUUUCUCCUAACUCAAUUAUACUCCUACAACUCUCAUCAAUUCCUAACUUCCCCCAAAACAAUCAGAAAUAAUACAUCCUAAUCAUUCAAAGGCAGUCUGAUAACUCUUAGUCUGAUAUCUACUUUGAAUAUAGUCAAUCCAUUUGUUCCAUUCCUUUAAGUAUCUUUCUUGUGUAUUGUCUUUCAAAAAGGCUGAGAUUUUUGCCAUCUCAGCCAAAUCUGUUAUCUUUUCUUGAUGCCAGCAAGUCAACCAGGAAACCAGGAACAAACAGUACUUCAGCUCAAGUUCUCUCUAAGCAGUUGAUUUGUUCGCCACGGAGUAGUAUAGCAGCCCCUGCUGCUUUGAUACCCUGUGGGGUGUGGCUCUGUGACUCAGCACUUCCUGGGCCUGCCCCAUCCCUGCUUCUGUUGUUCCCGCCUCUCCUGUCUACAAAACCUAGGGUCCAACCAGGACUGAUUGUCCUGAGCUGGGUCUGGGAGCAUUGCCUGGGCCAGGGGGAGAUACAGGAGACAAAGGCCUUGUUAUUUCUUCCACCUGGCCUGCCUCUGGCUCCUGGAGCUGAGCCAGGGAAGCCGGCCCUGCGGAAGGGAGCCCUGAUGGCCCUUCCUCCUCACUCUCUGAGUCACUCUCUGGCAUGGGGCCAGGCCAGGCCCGGGGUGGGGGCUAGAGCCACAACAGCAUCUGUAUCCCUGUCUGUUUGCUGUGGGUCCUUGCUGGGAUUGAAGUGGCACAGUGCCAGCAGCCCAGAGCAGUUCUGACCCUCUGCCAAAUUCCUAGAGCAGGGUGAGGGUCUCUAAUGUUUGCCAGGACACAGCAGGGCUCCAGACCACCAGGGAUGAGACAGGCAGACAGACUCUCUCUGUUGUCUUUGCAAGAUGUGGAUGAAUGUGCCGUAAAUCAAGACAACUGCAGCCGCGGACAGAUUUGCGUCAAUGUCUUUGGGGGCUUCCGUUGCGUGAAGCCCGAAUGCCCCAAGACUCAGUUCAACACAACCUACGUCAAGACGUCGGCCUCGCAGUGUGAACGGAGCCCUUGCCCCAUGGGCAGCCAAGCCUGCCAGAAAGCUGCCCACGCCAUCUCCUUCCACUACCUGCCCCUCCAGUCCAACCACUCCGUGCCCUGGGUCCUUUUCAAGAUGUCCACCAGCAGCUCUCUGGGGGACAGCCUGCGCUUCGCUCUCCUAGGGGGCAACAGCCAGGGGAGGCUUGCGAUCCAGCGCUCGGACCAGCACACGGGGGAACUGGUGCUGACCCGCUCAGUCCUGGGCCCAGCGAUCCUGGAGGCCGAGGUGGAAAUGAGCGAAUUUGCCCAGAAGAUCCUUCUAGGGAAGCACAUCUUCAAGGUCACAGUGUUGGUUUCCCAGUAUGAAUUCUGAGCCCCUUUGAAACCCUGUCGGGCCUUGGAGAAGGCCAGGACUACCAGAUGUGGCAGGAACCUUGAGGGUGCAGUUCUCUACCUUGGCAACUUUAAGACUUGUGGACUUCAGCUCCCAGAAUUUGCUGGCUGAGGAACUCUGUCCACAAGUCUUAAAGUUGCCAAGGUUGGAGACCCCUGCUCUAUGCAGAAUGGGCCAUGAAAGAGGCCAAAGCAAGCCUUGAUCUGUUGAACCAGAUACUCCUCUCUCCUGUCCACCUGGCUGUACACUUUCCCCAUGAUCUGGUCCCUUCGAGAGGCUUUGUGGAGAAGUGAUAGAUGGGAAGCUCCUCAAGGAAGACCAACCACAGCAACUGGAGUUCUUGCAACAGCUGGCAGAAACAGCUGGAAGGCACAUAAAUCUUUGCAGGCAAGAGCAAUCU